Conger conger (European conger) is the source of this 1637-nucleotide messenger RNA. RefSeq names its product centromere protein Q (gene cenpq). The record is from RefSeq and is a predicted model, not a curated record. The coding region runs from base 204 to 1034 and encodes 276 amino acids. Lineage: Eukaryota; Metazoa; Chordata; Actinopteri; Anguilliformes; Congridae. The transcript has 9 exons.
UAUAGUUAACUUAGCUAGCUAACACUUGGUUUAGAGGAGAUGGAUAUUCAUACGCUAAAAAACAUUAGCGUCGCUAGCUGCAUUACCUAGUAUAGUAACCGUAAUGUAAUUAGUUAAAUUACGUUGUAUUGGCCCGCUGAUGGUAAAGAAGUGUCACUGAUGAUAGUGAUGUAGACGAACGCUUGACUCUUCCCCAGGUCACCAUGAAGCCCACCCGAGGGUCUGAACGGGCCUCGACGAAAGGACCCAAAACAAGCAGGAAGAGGGGUCAGAAGGGGUCACAGGAUGGGGGACCCAGCAGAAAGAAGACCCAAACCCAACAGCAAUGCCAGAAGAAGCGGGUGGGAAAUGAUGCUGCUAGGAAGGUCAAAGGUCAAGAGAAGUGGACAUUGCUGCCCAAGACCUCCAUUACAGCUCUGGAGAGCAUUUUAGAUUUGUCAAUACUGUCUGCUCUUACCAUGAGAAGGAAGGACAAAGAUCAAUCUCAGAGUCACCUUAACCAAAUGAAGGAUAGAUUUCUGGCCAGCUGUGCGCAGCUCAAAGUGCCCCCCCGGAACCGGAAAGUAGGUGGCAUGCUCCAGGUGUCCCGCCUUCACCAAGCAGAGAGCAAGAAGACUGCAGUGGGCAGAAGAACCCUACAGGCGCUUGAGGAUGAGGUGGGCUCAGUAGUUGGGGCUCUGGAGCAGAUAGAGGGGAGGAUGGAAAAUUUGGACGAGGAGACCAGGAUUCUGAGACGCAAGCUGGAGGACGAAGAGGAAGGUGCCCAGGAGAUCCUGCAGCUGUCAGGGAGAGGUGUCCUGAACCUGCCUGCCUUGCCCCCGCAUGUGACAAGAGAGCUCCCCUUGCAGGAGCGGAUGGUGAAAGACCCUGAUGUGGCCGCCCGUCUGGCAUCCGUGCUCCAGAGCUCAGGGGAGGUGAGAGAUGUGAUGGCCUUCCUGGAGCUGGCACACAAACAGGCUGACCUUCUGCUCAACACUCUGGGACCCACAAACCCUGAGGACUCCCAUACCAGGAACAUACAGGGCGGUAACUAGCCCCCAGAAGAAGAACAGCCCUCCCUUAACUACUGUUCCAACCCUUAACUCUGAAACGCCACCAAAGCCACACGCCCUGCCCUUGUGACAUCACAACGCCUGUCCUGGUGCACCAAAGGAUGUUGACUCUGGUAUUUCUCAUUGCACAACUUUUUUGCAGUGCAUCUCUUCUCUUCAACAGUGAGAGUUAUGGUAUUAGCAUCUUUCAUAGUUAAAUUCAGGUAUCUCAAUCCUAGCUUGAUCUCUGAAUGUUCCAGGAUGAUAUGGCAGUGCAGCUGGAGAGAACUGUAGCUGUUUGUAUAGAAGUUUUCUUUAAGUUUAUAUUCAGAUUCAGUUUAUGUAUAACGCUAGAAAUAGUUUAGAGAUGAAAUUGCAUGAAGAACAAAUCACAAGUGUUUCGGGACUUUAGAGAUCUUCACAAAGCCUGAACUGAUGGAUUAGGUGGCACAUUUCUCAUUUUAUUUUUCUCAGGUUUAGGUGAUGACAGACCUUGGCAUCUAAGAACGAAAGGACUUUGUAAUAUGUAUCUUUACGUUAACUCAAUAAAUUGCAGCUGAGAUAUAACCUCCUAUAUUAAGUUGUUCUGUUCAUUCAAGUUGUCUU